Messenger RNA from Eupeodes corollae, 1916 nucleotides. RefSeq names its product maltase A3-like. Bases 76 to 1845 code for a protein of 589 amino acids. The record is from RefSeq and is a predicted model, not a curated record. NCBI's taxonomy places the organism in Eukaryota, Metazoa, Arthropoda, Insecta, Diptera, Syrphidae. Gene Ontology annotation, biological process: carbohydrate metabolic process. The transcript has 6 exons.
CAGUCCAUUUUAAAUAAAAGACUUGUGUCAAUAAUAUUGUAUUUUAGAUUGAAAUUCUUAGUGAAAGUUUUCAGAAUGAUAAUUAAAAGUGUGUAUUUACUAAUUCUGUUUGCGGUAGCAGAAAGCUUGAACAUACUCCCUUCUUUUCCGCAAAAUAAGGUAAGCACUAGUCACGGAAAGUGGUGGCAGACUGCUUCUUUCUAUCAAAUCUACCCCAGAUCGUUUAAGGACAGUGAUGGAGAUGGCGUGGGAGAUUUAAAAGGUAUUACCGAAAAGUUACCAUAUUUAAAAGAAAUUGGAAUUACCUCAUUAUGGCUCUCACCGAUUUUCCCUUCACCGAUGGCCGACUUCGGCUAUGACAUUUCCAACUUUACUGAAAUAGAACCAAUUUUCGGCAACAUGGAAGACUUCGAUGCUCUGAUGGCAAAAGCCAACGAAAUUAAAAUUAAAAUAAUAUUGGAUUUCGUUCCAAACCACUCAAGUGAUGAAUCUAUAUGGUUUAAGAAAUCAGUCGAACGUGAUCCUGAAUUUGAAGAUUUUUACGUUUGGCAUCCAGGGAAAAUAGUCAAUGGCACAAGACAACCACCUUCAAAUUGGAUGAGUCAAUUUCGUGGUAGUGCAUGGGAAUGGAAUGAGCAACGUCAAGAAUACUACUACCAUCAAUUUGUUAAAAAGCAACCGGACUUAAAUUACCGUAAUCCUAAAGUCAAGGAAUAUAUGAAUGAAGUCUUAAAAUUCUGGCUGAAAAAGGGUGUUGCGGGAUUCCGUUGCGAUGCUGUGCCAGGAAUUUUUGAAAUAGCGCCUGAUACCAAUGGCAACUAUCCAGAUGAGCCACGAAAUAAUUCAGUAAACGACAAAGAUGCUUAUAACUAUGUUCAACAUAUUUAUACUUCUGAUCUACCGGAAACUGUUCAGCUGGUUUAUGAAUGGAGAAAACUUUUAGAUGAUUUCAAGGCUGAAAAUGGUGGUGAUGACAGAAUUCUCAUGAUUGAAACAUAUUCUGAAAUUGACAAAGUUAUGGAAUACUAUGGAAAUGAAACUCACAUAGGGGCUCAGAUACCUUUCAACUUCCUUAUGAUAACUUAUUUAACGAAUAACUCUGAUGCCUAUUAUUAUGCUGAAAUUAUAAAUUUGUGGUUGGAUAAAAUGCCUAAAGGAAAGACAGCUAACUGGGUGCUUGGAAAUCAUGACAGGUCACGGGUUGGAUCGCGAAUGGGAACUGAUCGCAUUGAUUUGAUGCACAUGUUAAUGUUAACUCUUCCAGGAUGCAGUGUCACAUAUCAGGGUGAAGAAAUAGGUAUGACAGAUGUUUGGAUGUCAUGGAAUGAUACCGUCGAUCCACAAGCUUGUAACUCUAACCCAGAGAUAUAUUUGCCCCUAUCUCGCGAUGCAUGUCGAUCACCCUUCCCAUGGACCGAUGAAAAAAAUGCCGGAUUUUCUAAUGGAUUAAAGACUUGGCUGCCAGUCUCGGAUUUGUAUCCUCUAGUUAACGUUAAAAGAGAACGUGGUAUUCCGUUCAGCCAUUUAAAUGUUUAUAAGCAAUUACAAAGCUUAAGAUCUGAAAGCACUCUCAUCGAAGGGGACACGCAAGUUAAAGCUGUAAGCGAAACGGUUUUAGCUAUCAAGAGAUCAUUGUCAAAUAAACAUACUUACAUCACUUUGGUGAACAUAAUGGACAACGUGGAAACCGUUAAUUUGUAUUCGGUAUUCGCCAACAUUUCACCUAAUCUGGAAUAUGUAAUCGUAACUCCUAAGUCUGAACGUAGAAAAGGUGACCAGACGUAUGCUGAUCAAAUUAUUAUGCUGCCUAAAGAAGCAGUUGUUUUACGAACAACAAAAUAUUAGCGAUGGCUUAAAAUAAAUAUUGACAUGUAUUUGGUUCUGCUUAUUAAAAAAUAUUGAUGAAAAAAAUUUUA